CAGGUAGAUGUGGUCCGGGUGAACGUAAGGAGUGACUCAGAGGAUCUUCAGUAUCCAGUCUUAUUUGUAGUUCGACAGCAAAAGGGGGUGCUAUCUUGGCAGGUCCCUCUUAUUUUCCGAGGCCUUUACCAAAGAAGUUACAACUACCAGGAAGUGAGCCGCACCCUCUGCCCAUCUGAACCGUUGCCUGAGAGUGAACCUUCAGAGCAGAUCAUAUAUGUAGAUGUGGCAUCUCUUGCCCCUUAUGAUGCCUACUAUACACCUUAAGUUACGCUGCCUGGUGAGUUUUGAACUUAGCACAAACUCUGCUUUCAGAUUCCAGGCCAGCCCUUCCGAGCCUCAGUAUUUUCUGUACAAGUUCCCUCCAGAUGUGGAUUCUGUUAUUGUCAAAGUGGUUUCUAAUGCCGCCUACCCUUGUUCUGUUGUCUCCAUCCAGGAUAUUGUGUGCCCAGUUUACGAUUUGGACCACAACGUGGAAUUUAAUGGGGUCUACCAAUCCAUGACGAAACAGGCCGCCAUCACCGUACAGAAAAAAGACUUUCUGGGUGAGCAGUUCUUCGUCGUCUUUGUCAUAAAGCCCGAGGACUAUGCCUGUGGUGGUUCCGUGCCUUCCUCCGUUCAAGAUAAGACUAACCUUACUUGGAACCUCAAGCGGAUGAAGAGUCUGGAAGUUACAGUUGUACCUUCCAUUAAAGCAUCUGUUUAUGUGAACGCCAUCCUCUUCAGCUUCCUGAGUUUCUUCUCAUUCUACUUGGGCUCACUGGUGGUUGCCUUUGUGCACUAUAUCAGGGGCUGGAGGACGAGUUUCAGCGGAGGUGCCAGUCCUGAUGAGGGUUCUGGGACUGCGACGACUUCUCAGCCGAUCACUGUCACCAACACUGAGGGAAGCAGUUACGGAGCUAUAGAUGAGUCGAGCUCUAGUGGGGGCCAGCAACUAUCUCCGUUGGACCAUAAGGCCGCUUACGGCUCUGACACAGACAGCUCAGUGGAAGAAGAAAGCGAUUUUGACACAAUGCCCGAAAUUGAAAGCGAUAAGAAUGUCAUCCGCACAAAGGUAUUUCUCUAUCUCUCAGAUUUAUCUAGGAAAGACCGGAGGAUUGUCAGCAAGAAGUAUAAAAUUUAUUUCUGGAACAUCAUCACCAUCGCUGUCUUCUAUGCCCUGCCCGUGGUCCAGUUGGUGAUCACGUACCAGACAGUGGUGAAUGUGACAGGAAAUCAGGACAUCUGCUAUUAUAACUUCCUUUGCGCUCACCCCUUGGGGGUCCUCAGUGCUUUCAACAACAUCCUCAGCAACAUGGGCCACGUCCUGCUGGGCUUGCUCUUCCUGCUGAUCGUGCUGCGCCGAGACAUUCUCCAUCGACGCUGCUUGGAAAACAGAGAUAUCUACACGAUGGAAUAUGGGAUCCCGAAGCACUUUGGCCUCUUCUACGCCAUGGGGAUUGCGUUGAUAAUGGAAGGCGUCCUCAGCGCUUGCUAUCACGUCUGUCCCAACUACUCCAACUUCCAGUUCGACACCUCCUUCAUGUACAUGAUUGCUGGGCUCUGCAUGCUGAAGCUGUACCAGACCCGCCACCCGGACAUCAACGCCAGUGCCUAUUCCGCCUACGCGUCCUUUGCGGUGGUCAUUUGCCUCGCUGUCCUUGGAGUGGUUUUUGGUAAAAACUCAGUGUGGUUUUGGGUUUUCUUCUCCAUCGUCCAUGUUGUGGCUUCACUUGCUCUCAGCACCCAGAUUUACUAUAUGGGCCGUUUCAAAAUCGAUGUCUCUGACCCAGAUCUGGGGAUUUUCCGGCGUGCGUUCAUGGUGCUGUACACGGAUUGCUUUCAGCAGUGUAGCCGGCCAAUGUACAUGGACAGAAUGGUCCUCCUGGUUGUUGGGAAUCUGGUGAACUGGUCUUUUGCCAUUUUUGGACUGGUGUAUCGGCCAAAGGAUUUUGCUUCAUACCUUCUGGGCAUCUUUAUCUGUAACCUUCUGCUGUACUUGGCAUUUUAUGUCAUCAUGAAGCUGCGGAGCUCCGAGCGGCUGCUGCCCGUCCCUCUGUUCUGCAUCGUGGCCACAGCUGUUAUGUGGGCAGCGGCGCUUUACUUCUUCUUCCAAAACCUCAGCAGCUGGGAGGAAACCCCAGCCGAAUCUCGAGAAAAAAACCGUCCCUGCAUCCUCAUGGGAUUCUUCGACGACCACGACGUCUGGCAUUUCCUCUCAGGCGCUGCCUUGUUCUUCUCCUUUCUGGUCCUUCUGACCCUCGACGACGACUUGGACUCUGUGCGGAGAGACAGGAUCCCCGUCUUUUGAGCCAUGGGCGGAGGGCAUACAUGGCCUUCCGCUUUGCUCACAGAAACACAGAAUGCUGCUAGCCUGUGCCCCAGUGGAAAACAGAUCUGUCAGUGCAGGCUGAGCACUCGCUGGGAAGAGAACUGCCCUUCCCCGGGUGGUGUAUUUGGAAGCUGCUUGGGGCGGGGGGGGGGGGCGGGGGGUGAGAAUCUAAAUGGAGAGACGGGAUCUCCUACUUCCCACGAGCUGGUUCAGACCAAAGGAUUGAAAUUAUAGCACAAAGGCUGGAGGCAAGAAACACAGUGGCAGGCUUCAGAUCCUCCCCAGGAUUUCAGCAUCCCAUGUUGGAGGAGAGUGCUAGAGCCAGGAACUAGCGGCCUAGAAAGAGCGUGAUUUCAAGUGAUCCCAUGUACUGAAUAAACAAAGCCAGGAUGCAUGGUCCAACAGAGAUGCGGAGGUCCAGUUCAGAGUCUUCAACCUGAAUGGAUGCCGGAAGCUGCCAUCCUUCCUUGCCCCGCUCCCUUCUGCCUCCGACCACCGCUUGAUUCGUUCGCAUCGGUUUACAUUAGAAAAUCCAACAAGAGUAUUGUCUAAGGCUUCCGCUGCCGGAAUGAACCGGCUCUUGUGGGUUUUCCGGGCGGCGUGGCCGUGGUCUGAUAGUUUUUGCUCCUAAUGCGCAGAGCAGACACUACCAGACGGUGGCCGCACAGCUCGGAAAAACCACAACAGCCAAACAAGAGUCUUGCAACUUCUUAAAGAUUAACGACGUGUAUUUCAACACAAGCGUCUGUGAGCCAGAGCUCAUGUCAUCGGACACAAGCGCCACUUCCGGACCACUCCUGUCAGGGCUGAAUUGUGUUAGUCUUCAAGAUGCCGUGGGUCUCCUGUGUUAUGUUGCUGCUACAGACCACCAUGGCUAUUCAUCUGGAGUUUACAUUAGAGCAUCUCGUUUGCAUCUGCCACAAAACACGGGAAGUCAGCUGGGGCUUACAAAUAUACAUAUAUUUCUUCGUAGCGGGAAUGAUUCUCACCAUGAGAGCCACAAGGGUGGGGGGUGGGGUGGGGGUCAGCUGCAGAAGACGGAUCUCAGAAACAGCUUCUCCUGUCUGGACGCUUCCCCAAAUAACAUACCAGCGAGCUUCAUUGCCAUCUGGAACCUUCCUAAAUAACGUAAGGACUAAAGUUAUCACACCAGGUGGAGUCAGACGGGCGUUUGCUUCUCGCCAAAGGGAAAAAGAGGUCAGAUGCUGAAGAUACUUGUUAUUGAUCUGAUACUUCAGGGUCAUUGGCUGUCACUCAACUCCUGCCAUCCACCCUAGAUGAGAUAUUGCUGCGGGCAACAUUCUUCGAUGCCCCCCCCCCCCCCAAGCUCCAGUUAGGCAUUUGCACUAAGGAAUUUGGGUUUUUUUUCUCCCCAAGACAGACAUUGUUCUGAGAAGACGGACAGGAGACAGCGUUGGGGGUUCUUUCCGUGUCGUUACCCAGUUUGUUUUUUAAAAUAUAUAUAUAUUAUUAUACAUAACAAGAAUUGUGUACAUGUCGUGUCUUGUUUUGCUAAAUUUUUGAAUUAAAAAAGAGAUCUCGCUGUCA
This is a messenger RNA of Sphaerodactylus townsendi, 3859 nucleotides long. RefSeq names its product SID1 transmembrane family member 1 (gene SIDT1). Gene Ontology annotation, cellular component: membrane. Bases 224 to 2290 code for a protein of 688 amino acids. The record is from RefSeq and is a predicted model, not a curated record. The transcript has 25 exons. Lineage: Eukaryota; Metazoa; Chordata; Lepidosauria; Squamata; Sphaerodactylidae.